AUGGCUUCCAACGUCGUCAACGUUACCUCGCCCGAGCACUUCAAGACGCUCCUCUCCGAGGACCUCAACCGCGUCUCCCUCCUCAACUUCUGGGCACCAUGGGCUGAGCCUUGCGCUGCCUUCAACAAGGUCGUCGAGGAGACUGCUGCCCGCUACCCCCAGGUCCUCUUCCUUAACGUCGAGGCCGAGGAGCAGGCCGACAUCUCCGAGUCGUUUGACAUUGAGGCCGUGCCCUCGUUCAUUGUCCUUCGCGGUCACAGCCUCCUUGCCCGUCACUCUGGCGCGGACGCUUCCCUCCUCAACUCCCUCCUCUCCCAGCACUCUGCCACCACCUCGGCACCUUCGUCCAACGUCGCCGCCUCGACUCUGACCUCUGCCGAGCCAUCUCGUCCCCGCACUGAGGAGGAGAUCACUGCCCGCUGCCACGAGAUUAUGAACAAGCACAAGGUUGUGCUGUUCAUGAAGGGCAACCCCUCUGCGCCCAAGUGUGGCUUUUCUCGACAGACUGUGGGCCUCCUCCGCGAGAAGGGUGUCGAGUUUGCGUGGUUUGACAUUCUGAGCGACGACGACGUGCGCCAGGGCAUGAAGCGUGUCAACGACUGGCCCACGUUCCCGCAGAUUAUCCUCAACGGCGAGCUUGUCGGUGGACUGGAUAUCCUGAAGGAGAUGAUUGAGAGCGGCGAGUGGGACGAGAUGUACCUCGAAGAGGACAAGUAG
Apiotrichum porosum is the source of this 717-nucleotide messenger RNA. RefSeq names its product monothiol glutaredoxin grx4 (gene GRX4). Lineage: Eukaryota; Fungi; Basidiomycota; Tremellomycetes; Trichosporonales; Trichosporonaceae. The coding region runs from base 1 to 717 and encodes 238 amino acids. The record is from RefSeq and is a predicted model, not a curated record. The transcript is spliced from 3 exons. Gene Ontology annotation, molecular function: 2 iron, 2 sulfur cluster binding.